AUGAUUUGGAUCUUACAAUUUCCACCUGAAAUUAUUCAGCUUAUAUUUGAUGGUAUCCCUCUCCCAUAUUUACGUGAGUACCUCCACAUUGAUCAAAUUGGAAAUUAUGCGUUCAAUUCAUAUUACGCCAAUAUCCUGAUUUGUGACUUCCGUCAAGUACGCAAUGGAUGGUGCGAAUUAACCAAAUCCCCAGAGCUUCUUGGGGAGACAGAUGUGUUUCCGAGAACAUAUAGUUCCAAGCAGGUCUAUGGUAGUCUAACUUAUCCUACUUCUUCCGAUUUUUAUCGUCCGCCGUCACAAUGGAAAGCACCCGUGGUAUACUUCAUGAACUUGGAAGAAUUUCUCGAUUUUAGUGAAGAAAAUGAUUGGUUUUCUCCAAAAUGUUUAGAGUUCUCAAGACCAAGAGAUUUCGCACAUUUCUACUUAGAGAAUAACGACAAGGUUUCUAAGAUAGAGCGGAUCCAUAUAUAUCCGGAAGUCUAUUUCAGUGACGAUCAUUCAGAGAUGAUACAGGAGAUACAGGACUGCCGGAAUAUGAUAGAGGACGAAGAAAUUCCGAACGUAAGCCACAGUUGUAUGGUUGUCGAUAGUGCUACUUUAGAUUUGCAAUUGUUUCCGACUUGUUUGGAUUAUCUUGAAGUAAUACAAUGUCAGAUGGGCCAAUUUAAAUUUGCUUUUGCUAAUGUUUCGGUAACACAUCUUGGACUUAGUGAUGUUCGGAUAACACCUGAGGAUAUGGAAUUUCUCCCUACUAGCGUAAAGUAUUUGACGUUAACAAAUUCAUUGCGUCUAGAUGAAGAAGAGGACGUUUUAGUUGUAAAAUCUCCUCCUAAUUUGAUCCAAUUGGUAAUCGCCAAGUUUAGAGAAGACACAAUUGUUUGCGAAGUCGAUUUGCUGGCUUUAACUAAACUUCGAUAUGUCCAAAUGCAUGAAUUGCACUGCGCGGAUUUAGAAGAUUUGAAGUUGCCGAAUUCAAUUGAGAUACUAAAGCUAGGAGCACCUGAGUUAGAAAGUUUGGAAGGAAUCGAAAUGUAUACGAAUCUACGCAGCAUUUAUUUUCAAACCAGUUACUUGAUGAAUACAAACCAUCCAUUGUGGAUGCCCCCCAGCAAAUUCCCUCCAAAUGCAGGGUGGGCUAACCAUACGGUCUUGUGUGAUGGUUAUUCGUGCGCGGAACUUGUUUGUUCAUCACAAUUCCCGAAAGAACAGAUUACCAGCGUUCAAAUUUUGACGGAGUGGGAUAUUAGUAUUAGAGAUGACUUAUCACAUUUAUCCUUUUUCGAUUACCCUAAUUUAACUGUGUUGGAUUUAGCGGGCACUCAAAUUCCGAACGUUAAUUCAUGGGUAUUUCCAGAAACAUUGAUUAUGUUGAAUUUAUCAAGAUGCAACAUUCUGAAAUUCACUAAUCAUAAUUUCAGUUCAUUAGCUGGUUUGAGGAGGUUGCACAUGCUGGAAAAUAAUCUUGAGAGUCUAAACGGUGUUACCGAAUCCCUUCCUUUGAGUUUGAAAGAACUUGACUUGCUGUAUAACAAAAUUAACAAAUUUCAAGGUUCUCAUUUAUCACUACUCUCUCUUGAUUUAUCAGACAACCCAUUGCAUACUAUAGUUACAGAAGAGAACCUCAGCCUACCAGAUUCUUGUGAGAUAUUGAAAUUGGAAUCAACACCAAUAAGAGCGUUUGAUGAAACCUUUCUGUUCCCAAAAAAUUUGAAGGAAUUAUCACUCAAAGCUCGAUACGGCAUAUUUGACGGCCUGUUCUCCGAAGAUGUUUCAGACGAGGAAAGCAUGUUCAACAAUGCAUCUCUUUUCGUUAAACUUCCACAGGGAAUGCAUUCACUUCAUUUAGACUUUUAUGGAGAAAGUUCCGAAAGUUCCUUCGAUUUUCCAACUGGUUUGCGGCAAUUAGCUAUAAAAAAUGCACCAUCUAAUUUGGUAUUAGAUAAACUUACAUUUUUGGAAGAAUUGCAUCUCCAAGGAGAUGUAGAGAUAUCAAUCGACUUGUUCCCAGUAAGUUUGAGGAAGAUUCGUAUGGAAGUGGACACUGUCACAGGGUCAUUAGAUCGCUUAGUAAAUUUGGAGAGAAUUAUGUUGGAGGCUGAAUGUUGGGAUCUGGAAGAAACAAUCAUCGUUCCAGAGCCAGUUAGAUAUAUUUCGAUCCCAAAUGGCGCUAUUGCCGAGAGAUUAGAUUAUAGCAAAUGCGGAGAUCUACUGUACCUAGAAUUGGGCGAUUAUGAGUCUUUGUCUGUUGAGUUGCUCUUCCACUUUGUAUCCUUGCUUAAGAUUAAUCCCUACAUUCGUAUUUAUUUAGGGAGAGAAAUUACUGGUUCAUGUUACGAAUUACUAGACGAAUUUCGAACCUUGGGCGGGUUGAUUGAGUUUUGUGGUUAG
Hemisphaericaspora subhashii is the source of this 2388-nucleotide messenger RNA. RefSeq lists its product as uncharacterized. Gene Ontology annotation, cellular component: voltage-gated potassium channel complex. Lineage: Eukaryota; Fungi; Ascomycota; Pichiomycetes; Serinales; Debaryomycetaceae. Gene Ontology annotation, molecular function: transmembrane transporter binding; potassium channel activator activity; voltage-gated potassium channel activity. The record is from RefSeq and is a predicted model, not a curated record. The coding region runs from base 1 to 2388 and encodes 795 amino acids. The transcript has a single exon.